Chaetomium globosum CBS 148.51 is the source of this 3963-nucleotide messenger RNA. RefSeq lists its product as uncharacterized. Gene Ontology annotation, biological process: intracellular calcium ion homeostasis. The transcript has 3 exons. The record is from RefSeq and is a predicted model, not a curated record. Lineage: Eukaryota; Fungi; Ascomycota; Sordariomycetes; Sordariales; Chaetomiaceae. Gene Ontology annotation, cellular component: endoplasmic reticulum membrane. The coding region runs from base 1 to 3963 and encodes 1320 amino acids. Gene Ontology annotation, molecular function: P-type ion transporter activity; ATP binding; ATP hydrolysis activity.
AUGGCGCCGCUCGUCGAUAACGCGCAGAUAUUGAGCGCCGAACUUCUGCGCCCGUUACCCCUGUACCAGCACGCCUAUGUCUGGCCGUUUGCCGUUAUCUGGCCCAUCUUCUUGCGAUACUACUUGACCCCCGAACUCUAUGAUCAAUACAUCCAGGCCUCGGAAUGGACCUUCGUCUGGGUCGGCACAAUCAUCACAUGCCAGACCCUAGUUUGGCUCUGCACCCACUGGAGUGUCAACCUCAACGCUACCUUCACCGCCAAGAAGGCACGCUCUGUUGAGGAUGCGUCGCUGAUCAAGGUGAUCCCGGCCGCGAAUGCCGGUUCGCCUGAUAUCUGCAAGCUGGUGCGCGACAAGGCCGGAGCCAAGACCAACCUCUCCUUCCUCUUCCAGAAGCGUCGGUUCCUCUACAAUCCCGAGUCAAAGACCUUUGGCACCCUUGUCUACGAUAUCGACGCCGAGCCGAAGUCAAAGCUCGAAAAAUUCCAGACCUCCAGGGGUAUCACGACUGCCGCCGAGCUGGAACGCCUCGAGCAGCACUAUGGCACCAACACGUUCGACAUCCCCGUCCCCACCUUCACCGAGCUCUUCAAGGAGCACGCCGUGGCACCCUUCUUCGUCUUCCAGAUCUUCUGCGUCGGGCUGUGGCUGCUGGACGAGUACUGGUACUAUUCGCUCUUCACCCUGUUCAUGCUCGUCAUGUUCGAGAGCACCGUCGUGUGGCAGCGCCAGCGUACCCUCAUCGAGUUCCGGAGCAUGAGCAUUAAGCCAUACAAUAUCUACGUCUAUCGCCUGGGCAAGUGGAUCGAAGUUCAGAGCGACAAGCUGCUGCCGGGUGACCUGGCGUCUGUUACGCGGACAAAGGAGGAUGGCGGUGUGGCCUGUGACAUGCUCUUGGUGGAGGGGACGGCCAUUGUCAAUGAGGCCAUGCUUUCUGGCGAGAGCACACCCCUUCUGAAGGAUUCCAUCCAGCUCCGUCCUGGCGAGGCCAUGAUCGACACUGACGGCUUGGACAAAAACUCGUUUUUGUGGGGCGGCACCAAGAUUCUCCAGAUCACCCAUGGCAAUGCCGAGGAGGAGAGGCCAAAGCUCGCCUCGGGCGUUCCCCCACCCCCCGACAACGGCGCUAUGGCUAUCGUUACCAAGACCGGAUUCGAGACUUCUCAGGGCAGCCUCGUGCGGACCAUGAUCUACUCGACAGAGCGCGUGUCGGCCAACAACGUCGAGGCCCUGCUCUUCAUCCUGUUCCUCCUCAUCUUCGCCCUGGCCGCGUCGUGGUAUGUUUGGGAUGAGGGUGUCCGCAAGGACCGCAAGCGCUCCAAGCUGCUACUGGACUGCAUCCUCAUCGUUACGAGCGUCGUCCCUCCCGAGCUGCCCAUGGAACUCAGCUUGGCCGUCAACACUAGUUUGGCCGCCCUCGCCAAGUUCGCCAUUUUCUGCACCGAGCCUUUCAGAAUCCCCUUCGCUGGUCGCAUCGAUGUGGCUUGCUUCGACAAGACCGGUACCCUGACUGGGGAGGACCUGGUUGUUGAGGGUAUUGCCGGCCUCGGCCUCGGUCACUCUGGCACGGAUACGCCCCAGGAUUCCGAUGGCGCCCACAGCCGCAUGACCCCGGUUCACGACGCCGGAAUGGAAACAACCCUGGUCCUCGCAUCCGCUCAUGCCCUAGUGAAACUUGACGAAGGUGACAUCGUGGGUGACCCGAUGGAGAAGGCCACACUUUCCGCCUUGGGUUGGAGCCUCGGGAAGAAUGACACCCUGACGAACAAGCCGGCUACUGCGGCAGCUGCUGGAACUAUGGGUACUGUUCAGGUUAAGCGUCGUUUCCAAUUCUCGUCCGCCCUCAAGCGCCAGAGCUCCGUUGCCACUAUCAAUGCUACCGACGCUAAGACUGGCCGGAAGCUGAGAGGCACGUUUGUCGCUGUCAAGGGUGCGCCCGAGACCAUCAUGAAGAUGCUGGUUACUAUCCCCAAGGAUUACGAGGAGACUUUCAAGUACUUCACCCGCCGCGGUUCCAGAGUUCUCGCCCUGGCUUAUAAGCACCUUACCACCGAGGGCGAGCUGGGUGCGAGCAGGAUUAACGACCUCAAGCGCGAGAAGGUCGAGGCUGAACUCCACUUUGCCGGUUUCCUCGUGCUCCAGUGCCCGCUCAAGGACGACGCCAAGGAGGCUGUCCGGAUGCUCAACGAAAGCAGCCACCGUGUGGUUAUGAUCACCGGUGACAACCCGCUCACCGCCGUCCACGUCGCCAGAGAGGUCGAGAUUGUUGAUCGUGAUGUUCUCAUCUUGGAUGCCCCUGAACACAGCGCGCACGGAGAGGAAUCGCUCGUCUGGCGUAGCGUUGAUGACAAGGUCCGGAUCGAUGUCGACCCCACUCUGCCCAUCGACCCCGACAUCAUCAAGAACAAGGAUCUCUGUGUUACUGGCUAUGCGCUCAAGAAGUUCCAGGGCCAGGUCGGUUGGAAGUCGCUUCUUCGCUACACGUGGGUGUAUGCCCGCGUCUCGCCCAAGCAAAAGGAGGACAUUCUUUUGGGAUUGAAGGAUAUGGGAUACUACACGCUCAUGGCAGGCGACGGCACCAACGACGUUGGCGCCCUAAAGCAGGCCCACAUUGGCGUUGCCCUGCUCAACGGUACCCAGGAGGACCUCACCCGGAUUGCGGAGCACGCGCGGAACACCAAGAUGAAGGGACUCUACCAGAAGCAAGUUGAACUGAUGCAGCGCUGGAACCAGCCCGCCCCGCCCGUCCCCGCCAUGAUCGCCCACAUGUACCCCCCUGGACCCACCAACCCGCACUACGAGAAGGCCAUGGAGCGCGAAGCCCAGAAGAAGGGCGUCACGGUCGAGCAGCUGGCGCGGGCCAACGGCACCAACAUCGAAACGGUCACUUCUCCUGCUGCCCAGCAGCUCAUCAACGCGGACCCCCGCGGCGCCCAGCAGAACCCCGCACAACAGAAAGCGGCCGGUUUGGCCGACAGGCUAACGCAGUCGAUGAUGGACGCCGAGAUGGACGACGAGCCGCCCUCGUUGAAGCUGGGCGACGCGUCCGUGGCGGCCCCGUUCACCUCGAAGCUGCGCAACGUCAUCGCCAUCCCCAACAUUAUCCGCCAGGGCCGGUGCACAUUGGUGGCGACGAUCCAGAUGUACAAGAUCCUGGCGCUCAACUGCCUGAUCAGCGCGUACAGUCUGAGCGUGCUAUACCUGGAGGGCAUCAAGUUCGGCGACGGGCAGAUCACUAUCAGCGGUAUGCUCAUGAGCGUAUGCUUCCUGUCCAUCUCGCGUGCCAAGUCAGUCGAAGGCCUGUCCAAGGAGCGGCCGCAGCCGAACAUCUUUAACUUUUACAUCAUCGGGUCCAUCCUGGGCCAGUUUGCGGUGCACGUGGCGACGCUGAUCUACAUUGCUCGCUUCUGCGAGCGGCUUGCUCCGCGGUCCGAAUCCCCCGACCUCGAAGCCGAGUUCGCCCCCUCCCUCCUUAACUCGGCCGUCUACCUCCUCCAGCUAAUCCAACAAAUCUCCACCUUCGCCGUCAACUACCAGGGCCGCCCCUUCCGCGAAUCCCUCUCCGAAAACAAGGGCAUGUUCUACGGCAUCCUCGGCGUGACGGGCAUCGCCUUUGCCUGCUCGACCGAGCUCAUCCCGGAGCUCAACGAGGCCAUGAAGCUGGUGCCCUUCACCGCCGAGUUCAAGACCACCAUGACGGGCGUCAUGGUGCUCGACUACGUCGCCUGCUACCUCAUCGAGAUCGUCCUCAAGUUCCUGUUCAGCGACCUCAAGGCGCGCGACAUCGCCGACCGCAGGCCCGAACAGCUCGAGCGGGAGCGGGUACGGAAGGCGGCUGAGGCGCUCAAGAAGGCGGAGGAGGAGGAGCGCAAGGCCCAGGAGAAGGUGGCCGAGUUUGAGCGGCGCGUGCAGGAGAAGCAGGCUGCGGUCAGGGCGAGGUUUGGCGUGCAGGCGCCGGCGUGA